CCAACAUUCUUACUUCUUCUUAUUUUAAGUUUUCUCAUUCGUCACCACAGAAUCGCAGAGUAGAAAAAGAAAAAGAAAAAUUAAUAAUGGUGUCUUUCAAGGGCAAACUGAAUUCAAACCAAUGUCGAGUUAUAGAGGAUCGGAAAGCAAUCACUAGCAAUUUCAAGAUUUAUUCCGACAAGAACGAAAAGAUUAAUGUACUCGAACGUGAAUCUUCCGGUAACAUUGCAACAAAACUACUUCUUCCAACUAGGAAUUCAUUACCGGUUACGAACGGAGCUCUUAUGGAUGAAUCCAGUGAUGUUAAAAAGGGUUUUGCGGAAAAUUCAAAUACCAGUAAGAAGAAAAACGAUAGUACUGUUAAAGUGAAGGUCAGAAGGAAGGUCUUGGCUGAUGUUAGCAAUGUCAGGAGCUAUAUCUUUAGGAACCGAAAAAGCGAUGGCGCUAAACCAUUGGUUUCAGAGGCUCGGGGUACGGCAUGUACAAGUAUGUCAUCAAGAAAGGCUACCAUGGGAACCAGGAGAACUAGCCUUGGUCAAGGUGCUAAUCCUCACACAGCAACUAAAGUUGAUGUGAAAGGUUCUAAGGUUUACGCUGAUAGUCAGAAGACUAAGGGCCUGGAUCAUGAAUCUAUCAGUAACAAUGCCAGGAAAACUGCCAAGCCGGCUCUAAUAUCGACGAGGAAAUCAUUGCCAGUAACAAAGGGAGCUACUAUAGUUGAUCCGAAGGAAAAUGGAAAGAAUACAAAAAGAAGUGCAUCUAAUUCUGUUAAAGUUAUGGUUGGGAGAAAAGUAGUUCCCUGUGUAAGUAAUGAAAGGACCUACUUAAGGAGGAACCGAGCAAGUGAUGGCUUCAUAUCUAUGAAUGGACAAUCUAGAGGAUUACAAGGGAUUCAAGUGGAUCGAGGUACUUUUUAUGCAACCACAUUGUCAAAGAGACCCCUCGGGCCUACUGGAAAAUUCACACAUUCAGUCUCUUCUAUGCGAAUCGGUUCAAAUACUGCCUUGGGUUUGAAGAAACCUAAAGCUGCUGUAGCUGCAGCUACAUCGAAGAGAAAGGGGGAAAUACCUACAGUCUGUGACCCAAAAAAUACUAAGUUUGUGGGUUCACAUGGAAAUAACUUGAUUACGAAUCCUGCAGAUGUCAUCUCUGGAGCAAAAACUAGUCGUCGUAAAUCUUUUACGUCUUCCCUUGUAGCAAGACCCGAGAUAUUAAGAGUAUCCACAGAUGUUAUUAAGCAUGUGGAGUUACCUCCCAUUGAUGAUAACAGAAAUCACCUUGAAGUUGCUGAAUACGUCGAUGAUAUAUAUCAGUAUUAUUGGGUUAUGGAGGCAGAAAGCACAUCUCUAGCAAACUACAUGGAGAUUCAAACAGAUGAUAUAACUCCUAAAAUGCGAGGAAUUCUUAUAAAUUGGCUCAUUGAAGUCCACUACAAAUUUGACUUAAUGCCAGAAACUUUGUUUCUCAUGGUCGUAUUGUUUGACAGAUUUCUUUCUGUUUUUUCAAUAAAAAAGAACGAUAUGCAGUUGGUUGGUCUUACAGCCCUCUUGUUGGCAUCAAAAUAUGAGGAUUUUUGGCAUCCGAAGGUUAAGGAGUUAGUCAGCCUUGCUGUCGAUACCUACACUAAAGAUCAAAUGCUUUCAAUGGAAAAGCUGAUACUUAAGAAGUUGUCGUUUCGUCUAAAUACACCAACUCCUUAUGUUUUCAUGUUAAGGUUUCUCAAGGCUUCUCAAUCGGAUGCUAAGGUCGAAAAACUAGCAUUCUACCUUAUAGAGCUGUGUUUAGUGGAAUAUGAAUCUUUGAAGUUCAAGCCAUCAUUAUUAUGUGCAUCAGCAAUCUAUAUUGCAAGAUGUACGUUACAUGAAACUCCAGAAUGGACUCCUUUACUUUGCAAGCAUUCACACUAUGAAGAACCACAACUCAGGGUUUGUGCAAAUAUGAUCCUGAGAUUUCAAAAGGGUGCUAGUCGAGGGCCAUUGAGAGUUGCUUAUGAUAAAUACAUGCAAGAUGAUCAUUGUUGCGUUGCAGGAAUAAAAGCUCUGGAUAGGCUUCCCAGUUAUAUAGAACCUAACUCGAGGUAAGCUUGUAGUCCAGUCCCACUGUAUAUAUGAGUGAUAAUGUGUUCAGUAAUAGAGAAAGUAAAACAAUUGCACCUUCCGUUUUAAAAUAGUGUGAAAUGCUUCUACAAUACCUAGUAAUUUCCUGGCAGUUGUCACCUUUCGACGAAAUUGCCACAACUUAGAGCAUACAAGAAGUUUAGUAUCCUUAUUUUUUGUGUGUAUUAGACUUUGCCUUGUCGUUAGUUCCUCUUACUAUGAUAGUGCUGUCAUAAUAUGUAUCAUCUUCUGUAGUUACUUGUCAAUCUGAAUCUUUGUCGUCAAAAGCAAAAGCAAACGUCUUCUUGUUGUUGCAAAUAUGAGCAAUUGCAUGCUUCCUCUAUGUUCCCAAAAUUAUACUGACAACAAAUGUUUGCCUGAUUUUUGGUAUGGUGGAGAGAAACUUGAUUAGGAAUUUUCUGAGAAUCAGAUUGUUGAACUAUAUGGUGGUCAUG
This is a messenger RNA of Papaver somniferum (opium poppy), 2551 nucleotides long. Its product is annotated as putative cyclin-B3-1. Gene Ontology annotation, biological process: regulation of cyclin-dependent protein serine/threonine kinase activity; mitotic cell cycle phase transition. The record is from RefSeq and is a predicted model, not a curated record. Lineage: Eukaryota; Viridiplantae; Streptophyta; Magnoliopsida; Ranunculales; Papaveraceae. The transcript has 23 exons. Gene Ontology annotation, cellular component: nucleus; cytoplasm; cyclin-dependent protein kinase holoenzyme complex. Gene Ontology annotation, molecular function: cyclin-dependent protein serine/threonine kinase regulator activity. Bases 87 to 2081 code for a protein of 664 amino acids.